Messenger RNA from Cantharellus anzutake, 732 nucleotides. RefSeq lists its product as uncharacterized. NCBI's taxonomy places the organism in Eukaryota, Fungi, Basidiomycota, Agaricomycetes, Cantharellales, Hydnaceae. The record is from RefSeq and is a predicted model, not a curated record. The transcript has a single exon. The coding region runs from base 1 to 732 and encodes 243 amino acids.
AUGGUCCCUAUGACUGCUUCAAAUGUGGAGGUGCAUAACCACGCUGCACGACCUCCCAUCCCAAAAUGGAUGAAAGUUCCUUUGACCAGCCUCAUGGAUGGUCAUUAUGGCCACCAUGCAGCUCCUAUCCCCCCUCCCAGGCCUCAAGGGCCCGGGUCUUCUUUUGGCACCAUAGUGGCACCUACUCCUCAAACCAGUGGGACAUCUGUUCCUUCCUUAAUCCCAGAGGGAUACUCCUGGUUCGCUGAGGCAAAUCGCUCCCCUCCUGCUGGGACCUGGAGGAACGUCCUCAUCCCAGGAACAUUCUUCCAGGGUGACUUCCAUUUUGGUGUUACCAUUAGUGGCCAAAACUGGCUGGUAACAGAGAGUCGGAACUGCCGCCAAAAGCGGUGGAAUGACUGGGUUUACCUGUUCUUGAACUCAGUUGAAGGGUUCAAGUUCAUGGUGGACUUGAAAUGGCUCGACCAUGAAAUGAGGGAUGGGUUUGACAGCACUUCGCUGGAGGCUUGUCAACUCCAUGGUCAGUUUUUUGACAUGAAGUUUGUGAAUGGACAAAAUGUGUCUGCCACUGAACUUGAUGGACGUUUCGGGGUUCGUCCCCGAAACUUUGAAAACACUAUCGAGGCAGGGAAGAAGUACCUUCUUUGCUGCCUUUGGAAACAUUACCACUCAGAAGCAGCUCAAAUGAUGAAGGUGACUAGUUGUCAGGGGACGACUCCCGUGUCCCCAUGA